CUUCAGGAACGCAGACACUGUCUUGACUGGAGGUCUAGACCAUGGACAGGGACCUGAGUGAAGAGGACAGUGUGAACCUGAGUUUCGAGGCCGAGAGUCCUCUGGCACCCCCUGCUGAACUCCUGGAGAGGCUGCCCAGCUAUGACUGGCUUCUUCAUGGGGGCGGUGGGCAGCAAAUAUUCUUCCCACCUUCGGAAGCCCCGGUGAGACCCCAGGAACCACCUUCCUGGUCCUCAUUCCUGGAACACAGAGUCCCUGUGGUGACAGAGGAGGUGGCCCGUGAGGCCCUUCUCAGCUUCGUGAACUCAAAAUGCUGCUAUGGCAGUGCAGCCGCAGAUGACCUCAUCAUCCGGGAGCUGAGGCAGCAGACUCUCUGCAGGUAUCGACUAGAGACCUUCAGUGAAUCCAGGAUAAGCGAGUGGACAUUUCAACCUUUUACAAACCACUCAGUAGACGGGCCACAAAGAGGCACCUCCCCCAGGCUUUGGGAUAUCAAGGUCCAGAUCCCUCCAAUGUUUCAGGAGGACACCAAGAAGUUCCAAGUCCCUCAUUCUUCACUGGUGAAGGAAUGUCACAAAUGUCAUGGGCAUGGGCGGUACAAGUGCAGUGGCUGCCACGGGUCCGGCAUGGUGAGGUGCCCGACCUGCAGUGGAGCCAAGCGCAAAGCCAGGCAGCCCCGGAGGUGUCAGAUGUGCUCGGGCUCUGGCAGGCGCAGGUGCAGCACGUGCUCAGGAGGGGGGAACAAGACGUGUGCCACCUGCAAGGGGCAAAGGAGGCUGGUGCACUUCAUCCAGCUGGUCGUCAUGUGGAGGAACAGCGUGUUUGAGUUCCUAUCCCAGCACCAGCGCCACUGCCCCCGGGAGCUGCUGGCGAAGGCCAAGGGAGAAAACCUCUUUAGGGAUGAAAACUCAGCGGUGUACCCCAUUGUUGACUUCCCCCUGAGGGAGAUCUCUCUGGCCUCCCAGAGGGGCAUCACAGAGCACAGCGCUUCCCUGGCCUCCUGCGCCCGCAUCCUACAGCAGCCUUGGGUCCUGGAACCGAAGAUAAAGAUUCACAUUGACAUUUUACUGAAGAUGCAGAAGGUGGCAGGUGGAAUCCAAACAUGUGGAAACAUCUGCCAUUGCGCGGUGCCACGGCUGUGACGCAGAAACCUGGCAUCUGUUUCCUACGGGGCAUGGCCAAGCCAUCAAAUGACAAGAUGACUACCUGAUGGCCACUGAUCUCUUGAGCAAUUUGUGGUCUCAAAGUCAGAUACCCAUCAAUCCUGUAAUAGAUAGAGGCCGGUGGAGGUGGGGAUGGUGUUUCUCUGUUCUUCUUUGAUCUUAGUAGAAAAUUCUGGAAGCCAGAGGGGUCCUGACCCCGCUGUCCAGGCUUUCUGAGCAGUGAUGUCAAUUCUCAUUUCCUCAUGCCCCUGAGUUGGGACCAUUUACGAUGAAAUUUCAAGAGAAAUCUUCUGCCUUGUGUUUCCAAAGUCAUGAUUUGGAUACCAGUUUCUGGCAUGAGAAGAAAACUCAGUCCUCGGAUUUCCUUUGGUUGUGUCAACGACACUGUGAAGUAGUUUUCAUUCCCUUUUCACAGAGGAGGAAACUGAGGCUCAGAGAAACAGGGUGCAAGAUCACAAAGAGAGCUUAACAGACAUUUCCCUCCCUGACCCGGAUUCCCCUCUUCUUUCCCCAUUGGCACACUGCCCUGGCUCCUCUUCUAGUAAGAGUUGAGAGCCUGCUUCUUUUUCUUUUUUAAUUUUUAAAAAAUAUUUUUUAGUUGUAGAGCCUGCUUCUUGAACCCCCCGCCUGCCCCAUUCUCCUGGGUCAGGUUUGUUCCUGUGCAAAGAGAAGUCAAGAUACUGUGUGGUUUGAGCCUGAGAUCCCUCCCAGCCCCUUUCCCCAGGGCCUCUGUCCCAUCAGCUAUCAAAGGAGUGCUCUGGGCUCAUUUCCCAGCAGGGAGAAAUUCCUGCAAGUAGUGGGUGACUGACCCUGGGCCAGUCCCACUACCUCUCCCUGUGUUUGGCAUCCCCAAAUCUUAGUGUGGGACUUAGGACCACUCUGUGGUCAGGGGAGAGCACUCCACAUUCUGUUAUGGGGCAUUUAAAAAGAGGCAGUUGUUGCUGGGUAUAGUGGCACAUGUCUGUGAUCCCAGCGACUUAGGAGGCUAAGGACCACAAGUUGGAGGCCAGCCUCAGCAACUUCGUAAGGCCCUAAGCAAUGUAGCGAGAACUUGCCUCAAAAAGGGAUGGGCAUGUGGCUCAGUGGUUAAGUCCUCCUGGGUUCAGUCCCCCAGAAAGGGCUGGUACCCAAAACAAAACAAGACAAAACAAAACCAGAUGUAGGGUGAGGGAAUUUGAGCCUUAAAUGAAUACAGCUUUGGUGAGCAGACAGGGCUUGAACUGGGGUAAUUCACACCGAAAACUUCAUGAGCCCAUGGGCCUCUGUUUCCCCAUUUAUAAAAAGAAGGGAACAUUUGCGGAAGACUGCUGCAGGCAGGGUCAAUCCGAAACUGUGGCAGUGGUGGGGAGGGAGGUCUGAGGACAUAGCCCGACACAGCUUACCAAACUUGGAAGUUUCUUUGGUACCAAUGUUUUAUCUUAAAAUUUAAUUCAGAAUUUAUAAAUGCCUCCCUACUAUCCCUAUGGUUGUUUUAAUAUAUAAAUCUUUUUAAAAAAUCACUUUAUCCUCCACCUUCCCCUAGCACCUUGACUAAAAAUUAAUGCCUCUGGAAGAUGUUGUGUUUCGCUGAUAGCUUUUCAUGUACCAUAGAACUUCCCCAAAGAUGCCUCUGUCCUGCUUGGUGAAACUCAGAAGUGGAUGGUGGCUAAAGAUGAGGCAUCAAUUUUGCCCAAAGCUUAGAUUAUGGGAAGAAGCAUGAUAGGGGAUAUAGGCACCAACUCUAGAGUGCAUGCCAACUUCAGAGAAUGAACUUUAUUCCAUAGGCAGUAGGGAGCCACUGAAGAUUCUUGAGCAGGUGAGUGACAUGAACAGAACACUGAAGUUUUUGUUUUUGUUGUGGCCAUUUGUUUCCUUAGCGCCAGACCAUCGAGUUGAUCCCCCUCACAGAAGUUCACUACUGGUACCAAGGAAAGACUUAUGUCUACUACAUCUAUGGCACCGACCACCAGGUGUAUGUGGCAGAUUACCCUGAACGAUACUGCUGUGGCUG
This is a messenger RNA of Marmota monax (woodchuck), 3153 nucleotides long. It is a transcript of the gene Ssuh2, whose product is annotated as ssu-2 homolog. The coding region runs from base 42 to 1142 and encodes 366 amino acids. Gene Ontology annotation, molecular function: heat shock protein binding. The transcript is spliced from 12 exons. The record is from RefSeq and is a predicted model, not a curated record. NCBI's taxonomy places the organism in Eukaryota, Metazoa, Chordata, Mammalia, Rodentia, Sciuridae.